AUGGGUUCUCUCGCAAAUGAUCAAAACGGGGUCACCCCUUACAAGGGCCUGCCGUAUUACACACCUGCCAACAAUGGCGGGGCAGCUACAAAGCCAGAAGACCCCGCGACACCGACUCUAUUCCGGCCACUCCAAAUUCGCCAGUUAACGCUGAAAAAUCGAAUCAUGGUCGCUCCCAUGUGCAUGUACUCGUGCCAAUCCGAUCCAUCCUCGCCAUUUGUCGGAGCAUUGACCGACUAUCACGUUGCUCAUCUCGGUAACCUCGCUCUAAAGGGCGUAGGCUUGGUCAUUAUCGAGGCAACUGCAGUCCAGGCAAAUGGUCGUAUUUCGCCCAAUGACUCGGGCCUUUGGCAAGAGGGCACGGAUUCGGAGCAAUUCAAGGGGCUUAAGCGUGUCGUUGACUUUGUUCAUAGCCAGGGUGCCAAAAUUGCGGUUCAGCUGGCUCAUGCGGGUCGCAAGGCGAGCAGUAUGCCGCCAUGGAUUGCCCAGGAGGCUGGCAAACGGAGUCUCCGAGCUGAGGAGUCUGUGGGCGGAUGGCCGCAUGAUGUUGUAGGACCAUCUGGUGGCGAGGAACAGAUCUGGGCACCCGGGGAUGGGUUCUGGGCUCCUCGGGAGCUCUCCACUGCGGAGGUGGAGGACGUGGUAAAGGCAUUUGCCAGAAGUGCCGAGUUGGCUGCGAAGGCUGGCGUUGAUACACUCGAAAUCCACGGCGCACAUGGCUAUCUGAUCAGCCAAUUCUUGAGCCCAGUGACCAACAAGCGCAUCGACAAGUACGGCGGCUCCUUCGAAAACCGGACGAGGAUCCUUCGUGAGAUUUCGGCUGCUAUUCGUGCUGUUAUUCCGGAGGGCAUGCCUCUAUUCCUGCGCAUCAGUGCGACGGAGUGGCUUAAGGACAAGUUCUCCGAGUUCUGGGAUCUUGACUCGUCUAUUAAGCUUGCUAAGAUCCUUCCUGACCUAGGCAUUGACUUCCUCGACGUCAGCUCUGGGGGCAAUCAUAAGGAUCAGGUACUUGAGCCUCAUACCAACUACCAGAUCGAUCUUGCCAGUCAGAUCCGGAAAGAAAUCAGACAUUCCGGACAGAAGACAUUGAUUGGAGCAGUUGGAUUGAUCACGGAGGCAAAUGCCGCCAGCCAGAUUGUGCAAGGAUCUGAUAUCGACGAGGCACAUGCCGCUGAAUCGAUGGUCGCAGGCUCGGAUGCCCGAGCUGAUGCUGUCUUAUUGGGUCGCCAGUUCCUUCGUGAAGCAGACUGGGUGUAUCACGCGGCCAAGAGUUUGGGUGUUGAAAUUACUGUCCCCAAGCAGCUGGGCCGAGCUGUCUGA
Molecule: messenger RNA, 1320 nt
Organism: Penicillium cataractarum
Lineage: Eukaryota; Fungi; Ascomycota; Eurotiomycetes; Eurotiales; Aspergillaceae
Product: NADH:flavin oxidoreductase/NADH oxidase
Exons: 1
Coding region: 1-1320 (439 amino acids)
Cellular component (GO): intracellular anatomical structure
Molecular function (GO): FMN binding; NADPH dehydrogenase activity; NADP binding
Source: RefSeq, a predicted model, not a curated record